This is a messenger RNA of Hyaloscypha bicolor E, 650 nucleotides long. RefSeq lists its product as uncharacterized. The record is from RefSeq and is a predicted model, not a curated record. The transcript is spliced from 3 exons. NCBI's taxonomy places the organism in Eukaryota, Fungi, Ascomycota, Leotiomycetes, Helotiales, Hyaloscyphaceae. The coding region runs from base 232 to 462 and encodes 76 amino acids.
ACGAAACACAGCCAAUCGACACCGUGGUCUAAUACCAAGUGGGUGUCACAAUCCUUGCGCAUGCGAAAACAACGAUAACACGGCCAACCCCUCCCAGAAGCCCAUGGACCUGUCCCCAUCAUUCCUCCUCCGGUAUGAUGUAUAAAGAUGUAAACCCGCAUCGAAAAUUUUCGAGCCUUUCUUCGUACAAGUCGCAUUUGGUCACUGGAUUUGAUCCAGUCAAAACAAACAAUGGCAGGCUCCUCAGAUUCUAUCAGCACCGCUUUUGGCAUUGUUAGUGUGUGCAUAAGUCUAAUUGGUGUGUGGAUCAGCUACCUGACUUUGCGAGCAAUGUGUCUUGAUGAUACCGGACGUAACACAUGUCAACGUCCCGUCGAUCACGAUUAUAUCCUUCGGCACGAGCAUACGCACUUCGCUGGGCAAUCCCCUUCCAGUCGAAAGCGAAUUUCUACUCUGGCUUGAGCCAUAGUAUGCAGGGGCAAAUACCAAGCUAGGAGAUUGAGUUCAAGGUUUAGCUGGCGUUUAGUCUCCACAUGGUCACUGGUUACCUGGAGUUUGGCAGUGGAGGAUAAACUGGAUGGGGAAAAUCGACAACGAAUCUUUCGGAGCUCGUUCCAUAGGUCUCAUAAUUAUUUGAACUUCUGUUCGGC